AAAACUAAAUGAGAAAUAAAUUGUUACUCUCAUUCUGUUCCAUUUUGUUUAGAGCCAAGGGACUGAAAGAUAUGAAUGGUAAGGAAAAACACCAAUUUGAACAUCCAUGGAUUCAAACUGCUCUAAUGUUUCUUGGGGAGAUGAUUUGUUUAAUUGGUUUGUUUAUUCAUCGGAGGAAGGAAAGACUAAAAUACAAACAGAGAUUGUUACAUGACGGAAUAGAUGGAAGAUCUUACAAAGAAGCUACACAAACCAGAAAAAGUCUUCAAAGGAGGGUGUUUCAGUGGAUCUUUGCCUUUCCUGCUUUAUGUGACCUGUGUGGAACCACUUUAGCAACAAUUGGUCUGCUUUAUGUUAAAGCAUCAGUAUGGCAAAUGCUGAGAGGUUCAAUUAUAAUAUUUACUGGUUUGCUUUCUAAAAUCUUUUUGAAGAGAAAGUUGUGGCCAAUUCACUGGAUAGGAAUGAUUGUAACUGUGGUUGGCUUAGUUCUUGUUGGACUGUCAAGUGUUCUCAGAGAUAAAGAGGCAUCUCAUCCUAAAGCUGGUUUAGGUAUUGCUUUUAUUCUUAUGGGUCAGUGCGUCAGUGCCACACAGUAUAUUGUAGAAGAACGGUUCCUCAAGGAGAAGAACUUUCACCCUCUACAGGUUGUUGGAAUGGAAGGCUUUUUUGGAUUCACAGUCAUGGCUGCUGUGGUCCUUCCUGUGCUGUACUUUAUUCCAGGAAGCCAACCUCACCACAGCUACGAAAACAGCCUUGAUGCUCUGCUGAUGAUAAAAAAUGAUACGACUCUUGCGACACUUAUAGUGUUUUAUACUCUUUCUAUCGCAUUUUACAAUUUCUUUGGAUUGACCCUUACGAAGUCUCUAACAGCGGUCCACAGAACAUUGAUAGACGCCUGCAGAACAAUUGUGGUGUGGGCUGUAGAACUGUUCAUACACUAUGCCCUUCAUGAGGAUUUUGGUGAAACGUGGGAUAGAAAGUACAGCAUAUUUCAAGUUGAUGGAUUUCUUUUCCUGAUGCUUGGCACAGCUUUGUAUAACGAGCUAUUAAUUAUUCCUCCAUUGAUGCCCAAGCCUGAUGCAUCUCAACAGGAUCAAGCUUCAAAUGAGAUAGAAAAUGGCGAUGUAGACUUACCGGAGAAUGAGCCAUUUCUGAGAGGAAUUGACAAAGCAGAACCUUACACUGGUGUUAUGUGAACUGAGACCGAUUCUAUCCACAUAAUUACCCUUUGUUUCAUAAACACGUGGUUCCAAUUGGAAUGUUUUGUUUCCCUCAUUAAGAAAUACGAAUUUUGUGCAAGCCUGGCAUUGUCAGUUGAAGAGAGUAUUGCCUUGAAUUAUCUACAACAAAGCCUCAUGCAUGCUGGGGCCGAAGAUGCACCUGCCCUUAAUGAAGAUUUAACGUACGCGCUAUUUUGCAAGGCUAUUUUGUUCACGUCUCUACCAGAGCCGAGCAUAGCAUUUCAUUGUGGAUGAAAACUAAGGUUAAUCGCUCAUCUUAUUUUUUAUAACAGAAUUGUUAGAUGUCCGGCGUGUCUUUUAGAAUGCCAGUCAACUUGAUCGUAAUCAGCAGUAAAUUAUAAAAUAAAGUCGCUAAAGAAAGUGGGAAUGAAUACACCCAAAUGAUGUAUAUGAUGUUGCCUUGAGUUUAAAUUAAAAGCUAUUUUUUAAACUGUCGCAGAUUAUGUUUUUAACAAAUGAUUUAUUUUUCGACAAGUAAA
Molecule: messenger RNA, 1720 nt
Organism: Pocillopora verrucosa
Lineage: Eukaryota; Metazoa; Cnidaria; Anthozoa; Scleractinia; Pocilloporidae
Product: solute carrier family 35 member F6
Cellular component (GO): membrane; intracellular membrane-bounded organelle
Source: RefSeq, a predicted model, not a curated record